Molecule: messenger RNA, 1206 nt
Organism: Sorex fumeus (smoky shrew)
Lineage: Eukaryota; Metazoa; Chordata; Mammalia; Eulipotyphla; Soricidae
Gene: AADACL2
Product: arylacetamide deacetylase like 2
Exons: 5
Coding region: 1-1206 (401 amino acids)
Cellular component (GO): membrane
Molecular function (GO): carboxylic ester hydrolase activity
Source: RefSeq, a predicted model, not a curated record
AUGGGACCCAAAGCUCUCUAUUUGGGGUUGCUUUGUCUGCUCUUUGCCUAUUAUUUCUACACACCCAUACCAAGCAACAUUGAAGAAAGAUGGAAAGUAAGGAUCUUGGAUGCAAUGAUUAAAACGUGUACAUUUACGGCUACGUGUUUGGAAAAUAUUGGCAUUAUGAGAUCUGAAGAUUUUUUAUCCAUUCUGUUGAGGCUAGACUAUACUCAGCCAUUUUCAGAUGAGAACGUCACAGUUUCCGAUUUGACGUUCGUUGGCAUUCCAGUACGUCUAUAUUUGCCGAAGAGAAAACCAGAAAUCCCAAGAAGGGCUGUAAUUUAUUUUCAUGGUGGUUCUUAUUGUUUAGGAAGUUUCAAGCAGACGGGAUUUGACUUACUGAACAGAUGGACAUCGAGCACACUUGAAGCCGUGGUUCUGGCAGUGGACUACAGACUAGCUCCUCAACACGUGUUUCCUGCUCAGUUUGAAGACAGCUUUGCCGCAGUCAAGUAUUUUCUUCAAGAUGAAGUUCUUAUGAAGUAUGAAGUGGACCCCACCCGGAUCUGUAUUUCUGGAGACAGUGCAGGAGGUGCGUUAGCAGCAGCUGUGACGCAACAGGUACAGAAUGAUCUUCAAAUAAAACAUAAAAUCAAGGCACAGGCUUUACUUUAUCCUCACUUACAGAUAAUAGAUUCUUUUUUCCCAUCUCAUCAAGAAAAUGAGCAUGGUAUUUUUUUGACAAAAGACCUAGUCAUAAAAUUUCUUACAUUAUAUUUAGGCAAAGAUGAAGCACUUUUUUGGGCAAUUAAAAAAAACCACCACAUGCCUCUGGAAUCCAGAUACCUGUUCCAGUUUGCAAACUGGAGUAUUCUCCUGCCUGAGAAGUAUCGAAAGGGCUUUGUCUAUACUGAACCAAUUCUGGGGAAAUCAAGAAUCUCACUGCCAGCACUUACAGACAUCAGAACAUCACCUUUGUUGGCCAAUGAUACACAAUUGAAGAAUUUGCCCGCCACUUACAUCCUUACCUGCCAAUAUGAUAUCAUCAGGGAUGAUGGACUCAUGUAUGUCUCAAGACUCCAGAAAGUCGGUGUUCAUGUGACUAAUGAUCAUAUUGAAGAUGGGUUACAUGGAGCUUUAUCUUUCAUGGCAUUUCCAAUCUCCCUAAAGCUAGGUCUCAGGAUAAGGGAUUUGUAUAUUAGUUGGCUAGACAAGAAUUUAUAA